Messenger RNA from Pangasianodon hypophthalmus (striped catfish), 7239 nucleotides. Its product is annotated as G-protein coupled receptor 22. Gene Ontology annotation, biological process: G protein-coupled receptor signaling pathway. Gene Ontology annotation, cellular component: membrane. The coding region runs from base 2932 to 5049 and encodes 705 amino acids. The record is from RefSeq and is a predicted model, not a curated record. Lineage: Eukaryota; Metazoa; Chordata; Actinopteri; Siluriformes; Pangasiidae. Gene Ontology annotation, molecular function: G protein-coupled receptor activity; peptide binding. The transcript is spliced from 2 exons.
AGAACUGAAAUGUUAUUUUAUUAAGUAAGGAAUAAAACACUUCAUGUUGUGGUGUUAUAAGAAAUUAAUCAACCACAUCGUGCUAGUUACUGCUAGCACUCCUCCAAGUGAUUAUUUCCCUAUAACAGCACAUCCCGAAGAGUUUUAUUCCUCUUAUCCCACUGCAAUUUGCCAGUGAUUACUUUUUUGUUUUUCAUUUAAGAAUGCCACAUCAUACUUUUUAUCUGUUUGUCGUUACAUUUAACGUUGUGAGAAAGUUAGUUCCUGUUCUCACUUACGUUAUAGCAGCUAUAAACAGUCGUUCCCUCACCAGCCUCUUAUUUUUCUCUUGCAAAGUUAAUAUAAUAAGAAUGCAGCUUGUCAUUUUACACAAACUCCUCUCUCCUGAAGACUGUUACAAAGCACUGACACUGGAGACUCCUUUCCAUAAGUAUUAAAUAAACAUCUCCUUGCAGAAAACUAUAUCAACAAUUUCACAUAUUUUUAAAAUCUGUUUCUGUGGAGCAUCUGCUGCACAAGUCCCCUGUGUAAGUUGUUACUACAGAACCGAUAACAUAUUGAUUUGCAGCUGUCCAAGCUGCUGUUAGAGAAAAGUAAUCGACAACUUCUGGCCAAUCAGAAUCAAGAAUUCAGCAGUGCUGUGGUAUAAUUAGUAAUAUUCCAUCAGAUCCGACUAAAUCGUGCCACUCCAACUGUUUGUAUGAAAUUUAUUUGCUGUAUCACCCAGUUCCUGUUUUUGUGAUUUGAGCCAAUUUUACCAACAGUCUGUUUCUAAUAUGCAUUCUCUCUCUGAAUGUGUGAGUGUGAGUGUGUGUGUGUGUGUGUGUUUUCCUCUCUGCCUUUUGGCUGUGUCACAAAUUACUUUGCCACAUCUCACUGCAAUGCAUUGACAGUAAUUAGGCCAACACCCCAGAUCUGUCACUCAGGUACCAUUUUCACAUUCAUAAUCUCUCAUAUAUAUUCAUAUAUUUAUAUUUCUCUGCAUUUCUCUUUCUCUUUGUGUUAUUUCAGUAUUUUAUUUUUUCAUUCCACUCCUGGCUGAUUUUUCUGUCACACCAUUACAUUUUUUUGAUGGUUAAAAUCAUCAUAUCUCAGUACUGCGUCAUUGUGGAUGUCUGUCGUUUCUCUAUUGUAUUAAAAUAACUUUGAACUGCCUGUGAGAAUUGUCUGAGAAAUGUAGGACAUCAAGUUAAAGGAAUACUUCAGUGAUUUUCAAACUAACCUCUAUCCACUGCAUCUGUGUCUUUAUUGUAAUUACCGCAGACAACAGUCAAGAAGACUUCAUGGCGAGGAGCAGAAACAACAAGGCUUUAACAACCAAACAAAUCAGGAACCAAAUGCCAGACGAAGAUGAUAGAUGAAGAUGAUAGAGAACAGACCAGUGAGGAGGAGAAACAAAAGCACGUCAUGCACGUCAUGUACGUCUAAGCUUUGUCUAGGCUUCUCUCAUACACUUAGUUAUCAAUAGGCAUUCUGAGUUAAAUAUUUUUGUGAAGUUAAAAUAUGUAUUUUCUUGUCUAUUUACAGUGGGAUCCAAUGACAUUCCUACUUUAAUGAGCCUAUCGCUCUUAGUUUGCUUAAAGUGGUGGCUCUGUGGUUAAGGCAUUGGGCUACUGAUUGGAACGUCUUGAGUUCAAAUCCCAGCAUCACCAAAUUACUACUGUUAGUCCCUUGCGCAAUGCCCUUAACCCUCAACUGCUUAAGUCUAUCCUGUCUCAGUUGUAAGUCACUUUGGAUAAAAGAGUCAACCAAAUGAGGUAAAGGUAAAUGUCAAGUUGAAACCAAGUCAGCUGUCUUCCACCUGCCACACGUGAACUUCUCGCUGCUUGCUUUCCCACAAUCUCUCUCAUGUUCUUUAGCUACUCCCUGCUAGAAAUGAAUGGGAGCGAAAUGUACAGUCUAAAUUUGUGUAAUUCUCUGUAACUAAUCCUCUCUGAGAUGUGUGUUAUCCUUGUAGUUGUGUUGUUCUACUGGUUUAUGGAUACAACAAAACCUAUUUAAAAACUACUUUUUAACUGUAUUGCUCCCGUGAUGGAAAGUUGGAUAAAAUUCCAGAAGAAGAGCUCUGGCAAGAUUUUCUCUCACACUGCGCAAUGUUUAUUGUAUAUGAUCCUAUUUGCUAAUUCGGGCGUUAUGGUGACGCAGUUAUUCGGGCGUUAUGGUGACGCGGCAGGCUUGAGCUCAGGUUUCUCUCUGCGUUUUGCAUGUUCUCCCCUGCGUUCCUUGUGGGUUUCCUCCAGGUUCUUUGGUUUCCUCCCUCCUCCACAAAAACAUGCCAGUAGGUGUGUUGGUGAGUCUGAAUUGCCCUUAGGUGUGUAUGUGUGUGUAUGAGUGUAUGUAUGGUGCCCUAUGAUGGACUGGAAUUUCAUCCAGGGUUAAUAAAGCCAGUGUUCCCAGGAAAGGCUCUGGAAUCACUCUGUUAUUAGUAGUAUUAUUAGUAUCAGUGUUAGUAAUAUUAUAAAAAGCAUGCUUUAAAUAUGCGCAAACUGGCUUUGCGCAUUGACUACUCCGUGUGUGUGUGUGUGUGUGUGUGUGUGUGUGUGUGUCUCCCCCAAAUGACAACAAACAGUCCGGAUGCAACACUGGUUAUAGAUGGAACGGAAGAAAAAAAGAUAAAGAGAGCGCGCGCAACCACGGACGCACGCGCGCGCAUGCCUCCGGUGCCGUAGGAUCCCCGCUGAUGUACUCGACCGUGUGAUGCGCGAGAUCAUGACAUGAUGGGUCACGUCACGCGCGCGGAUGGCCAGAGCGCAGAGUGGCGCGAGGAGGAGCGCGGCGCGCCGCAGUGCCAUGUAGCCUAGCAGCGGGGGGGGAAAUCCCGGCGCGUGACUCCGCGACUCCUGCACGCGGUACGAGGCCUGUCAAUCACUCAAUUAUAUGAGUGGGUGGAGCAUGACAGAUGGGUGUGGCUGGCAAUGUGUGUGACAGUGCAUGAUUGUUUCCAUGGAGACAGAUGGCAGCUUUUCCGAGAGCCCCACACUCACACUCCUACAGUCAAACAACGGUGUGGGGGAGGGGCUUGUCAGGCCGGAGGAGGCAUGGCUCGGCUUCCGGGCCACGGUGAGUGCUGUGCUGCUAUUGGAGUUGCUGCUAGGUGUGGGCGGGAACCUAACGGUGCUGGUGUUGUACUGCGGCCACUGCAGCCUUCUCGAGUCAGUCAGCCAUGCUGUCACCCUCAGCCUGCACACGCUUGACCUGUUGCUCUGUCUGCUCUGCCUGCCCAUCACUGCGAUGCUCCUCCUUCUGGGUGGAGCCUCCAGCCCUCAUCACGUCCUGCUCUGCUGUCUCCACGAAUCAGCAGCCACCUUCGCCAGUGUAGGGACUGCACUCAACCUGCUGCUCAUUAGCCUCGAUCGCUACGACAUCAGUGUCCGUCCAGCCAAUCGUCUGCUUACGCCACGGAGAGCGGCGUUUUUGCUAGCUGGAGUGUGGGUCGUGUCUUUAACCUUGCCAGUCUUGCCAUUUGUGGAGGCAGGGCUUGGCUCUGGGGCAACAGAUGGAGCACCUGUUUACUCAAACAGCACUUUGUUGUGUUCUCAACUGGUAGGGACUCUGCAAGCUCAUCUCUUUCUGCAGGCUCCCAUCUUCCUGUGCUCACUAGCUGUAAUGCUGUUUACUUACGCACGCAUCCUGCAGGCCUUGCGCAUUCGCAUCGGACAUCCGGCCAGAGCACAAAGAGGCGCCACGCAACUCGUCCGGCGCCCCUGGCAGCGUCAUAAGAGGUCUACAAGGUCACCAGAUCAUAUGACAAAGACUGUAUCUGUCUCUCCUCCUCCCCUCUCCACCGGGCCGCUUGUGGCCUCAGACACCAUUACCACAGUGACCAUCAACACAGAGACCAACACACCUUCAGUGAACACUCCACUGAGUCCAACCUCCUCUGCGGCCACGGCAACCACACCCUUUGCACUGAUCCCGAAUGUAGGCAUAUCAUUGGGAGCAGCGCCUUUGAAUUCUAUGCCUACACUGUCCACCGUAACCACACCUCAAAACCAUAACCCAAAUGCUUCCACCAUCAACACCCCCCUACACCCCACCAUAACCAUACCACUAAACCCUAAUCCAACUAUAUCCAUCAUAACCAACCAUCUAAACCAUAACCCAACUACACCCACCAUAAUGACUCAUCUAAACCCUAACCCAACUACAUCCACCAUAUCCAUCCCUCUAAACCCUAACCCAGCUGCAUCCACCAUAACUACCCAUCUAAACCCUAACCAAACUACACCCACCAUAACCACACCUCAAAACCCUAACCCCACUACACCUACCAGAACCACCCAUCUAAACCCUAACCCCACUACAUCCACCAUGACCACCCAUAUAAUCCCUAACCCAGCUACAUCAACCCUAUCCUUCCCUCUAAACUCUAACCCAACUAUAUCCACCAUAUUUGUAUCUCCAAACCCCAGCCCAUCUACUUCCACCCCAACUAUACCUCCAAGUCAUAACCAAGUGUCAUCUACUAUAACCAUACCUCUAAACCCCAGCCCCUCUAUAACCACCAUAACCACACCUCUUAACCAGACUGCAUCAUCCACAGCCUUGCCAUUUAAUCCCACUCCAGCCAUAUCCACCACACCAUUAAGUCCCACUGCUACACAUGCUCCACCCAGUGUUGGUGUGGGGGCCUCAGUGUCAGCCAUCUUGGCUCUGCGCCGUGCUGUGCGACGUCACAGAGACCGAAGGGAACGUCAGAAACGUGUCUUCCGCAUGUCUGUCAUCAUUGUCCUCUCUUUCCUGCUGUGCUGGGCUCCUCUGUCCAUUACACCACUCCUACAUCUGGCCAUUGGACCCUCUGAUUGGCUGGAGCGCCUCAGGGUCUGCUUCCUAGUGCUUGCCUACUGGACAGUGGUGCUUCAUCCACUGCUGUAUGCGUUCACGCGGCAGAAACUGCGCAAAGUCCUGCACACACGUCUACGCAGGCUGCGCAACAAAAACAACAACACACACUCCAUCGCUCGGAUAAAACAGAGGAAUCGGCGCAAGCACAGGGCAGACUGCAGCGAUGCUACUGACCGCUGCCUGAUGGAGGCUGUCCGUGAGUGACGACCUGCGGUGUGUGUGUGUGUGUGUGAGGUGCAGGGAACAAGCAGUGACAUCACCUCGUAUUGCAUGUCAACAGUUCUGUAAUUUAUUCUGUACAGAGAUAAUAAGAAGCACACGUUCCAAAGCACAUUGAGCUCAGAGAGAACCACAGGGCAAUGUCUAAUUAACUGUAGCCACAGAUCAGAUUUAACUGUCGUGGUGCUAGAAAACAAGAGUGUGUCAGCGAGUCUGUAAGAGAUCAGGGGCAAUAAUUUCAUAAACCAGGGCAUGCAUGGAAGGAUUUUCAUGCAGAGUAAUUCUUCUAAUACUGGCAUUAUAUAACGUGAAGUGAAGCAUUUAUUCACACUAUAUACAAACAUGCGUAUAUGUCAUACGUCUAGUACAUUCAUUACGGAUAGAGUGCAAUAGAUUUAUUAUUGAUGUUCAUGAUCAGGGAUGUAAAUAUAAACUAUGAAUAAAAUUAUAAUUAUUAAUUUAAAGCUGAAAACAAAUGCAACAGGGUCUAUGUGUAUUUGUGUAUCUAUAUAUCUAUAUAAUAGCAUUGAAUGAUUUUCAUUCAUUUGUGAUUAUUGUGUAUUUUGCAGUAGAUCAGCAAUAACGUUGAAUUCUAUAAAUAAAGAUAUAUAGUUCCUUGUUUGUUGCUGUUCACAUUUGAAUUCACGUUUACUACAGAUGUUGGGCUGCUUUUCACCAUUAACAACACACUCAUUAAAGGAAUACUCCAGUGUUUUUUAACUGAAUCUUUAUCCACCACAUCUGUACCAUGUGUGUGAUUACAACAGAGAGGAAUUUCAACACAUUUCCAUGUACUGAGAAAUUCUGUUUACUUGAAAAUCACUCAUCAUGGAAGUGUAAGGGCAGCUGUUUAACUCUAUUAGUAUGUCACAAAUUAAUAAAUGACCACACACAUCCUGUUACAGUGGAACAGGUUUUCCCAAUUGCUGGUUUGUGGUGGCAUUGCAGGGGGUUCAUUAAACUGGUAGAAAUGUCAAUGUCAUGUUAAAUUAAAUGUAAAAAAAUAUACAGUGGGGUGAAAAUGCUUCUGAAAAUGCUUCUAUUUUUCAUUCUUUAAUAGAAUCUUAAGUCCUAUUCCUAAUACAUUUUUACACGUGUCCACAGUGAUAAAACUCUCGCAUCUGGACAGCGAUAAAAUGAGCACAGGAGGAGCGAGUUUCUAGCGGGUUGGAUUUUCUAACCCAGAUGUUUGCAUCGCGUGGUCAUAUGAUCGCGAUUCAUUCACAACAUGGCAUCCAAGUGGUCAAAGAAGCACUGGAGUAGAGAAGAGACGCUGGCUCUUAUUUCAGAGAACUUUGGGGAGAACCAAAGUUCCAGCAACAAUUUGAAAGUACAAUUCAUAAUCACAAAGUAUCAAAAAGCAUCCAUUUCACAAUCGUUUCACAAUUCAGGAAGUGUUUAAUAUCUGGGGAACUAAAUAUGGCAAGUAACAGCAGUCAAAAAGCAAGGUGACCUCUGCAUAGAAAAUCACAGAUGUGUAUCUGAUCCGGAUAGGACUAAAAUUAUCAGACGCCUGCUGAGUUCAGCAAAAAAACAGUAGGUAAUUCAUUCAACCUUUCAUUUUCUCCAAAGAAGAUGGAGAAAAACAAAGACAUGGCUGAUCCAGACAGAAAUAAAGUCACAGAGGAGCACCUAUAAAAUAGGAAAUUAUCCCAGGACCCCACAUAAAUUUAAUCUCAUCCAAACAGGGCUUUAGAAAUACUGCAUUAAUUAAAGUGUGCACUUGAGCUGGCAUGAACUCCACAAGAUACAGUCUUAAAACCAUAAAUGUCCAUGGCUUCCAAUGGGCUAUCAUUGCCCUAUCAUUAGGAGAUGGCAAGUUUGCGUCCUGAUGAUGUCACAGCCAUCCAUGGCCAAAAAUUGUGAAGGAUGUCAUGCUCUUUCUCCUGCAUCAAUCAGAGCGACACUAGCCAAUCAUGGGUGUCUCUUAGCUCAUGUAUGUGGAAGAGGGUGGAUAGCGCUGUCCUCUGUGUGAGUUACACUGCUCUGUGACUAUCUUUGAAAAGAUUCAAUUGGCUGGUGUCAUGUGUCAUGGAUCAUGAAGGAAAAUUAUCAAAAUGGGGAGAAAAUUGGGCAAAAAAAAUCCUUGUGUCCUCUAAACACCUGCUCCAAUGAAAGGGCUUCGACUCAGAAAAAUCUGAUGUUUUGUACAAAGAAAUUUGCUUAAAUUUAAAU